CCGACGCCUUCUACGGUCACUUCGCCCUGAACGCGCCUUUCUCCGCUGACGUCAACCGUCCACGCGGCCGCCGCGUGCGUCCUCCACGUGGCAACCCUGGGUGACGUGUUGGCCGAGCUGGUCGCGGAGUGCCGGGACACGCCCCAGGCUGACGACACUCUGUUGCUCAGAGGGGAAGGGAGGAGACGUUUUUGCAUUAGCCGUUGAGAGGUUGGAGCAGAAGACGUUGACAGGCAAGGAGCGAUCCAUGAAGGUUCCGCGGAGGUGACAACGAAACUGUCAAGAAUGCGCUGGCGCAAGGCGGCCGCUUGUGCUGCGGGGCUGAAAGCAGGUUAUUGCCAAAACCGCAGCCCGCAAAAUGCACCCACCGACCGGCGGCCGCGCGCCCCGCUGGCAAGCUGUCGCUGAUCGACCUGACCGGGACUCAAGUGCGCGCCCGCGGCGUACGCGCUCCCGGUGCGCAUCCUUGAGGGGCGCGGACAUGAAGGAAAGCCUGCUCGCGCUCCGCAGCUGCAAGCAACGCUUGUCGAUGGGAAGGGCCACCUGCCUUUCGGCAACAGCACGCUCAUCGUCAGAGCUUGACUCAAGAACUGGCUGGCCGGCGGCGCGUCAGACCGCAAUGAUGGCAAAUAUCAGCCCCACGCACCACCACGCACCAGCACCUGAGCGGACACCCAGGAAACGCUCCAUUGGACGGACCGCGCCAAGGAGACUCGGGCCAAGGCCCCCGAACCACUGAGCAUGCGACAAUGUCCUCCCAACCGCCGAGGAUCGCAGUCACAACGUCUCGUUCAGGGAGCAGCCUGCGCGCACAACGAUAUAAUUAAGUGCGGCCCGUUUAUGGCCGGAUGCUCCGCGGUACGAGCAGGGAGGCCUUCCUCACGUGCAAGCCUCAUCAAUGCCUGGGGGACAACCACCGAUGACGGCUACACCAGAAGCUGUGGAUGCACCAACCACAAAGAAGCGUGGCCGCCCUGCGGGCAGCAAGAGCACAAAGACCCCAGCGACCAAGAAGAA
This is a messenger RNA of Klebsormidium nitens, 1017 nucleotides long. The record is from the annotation of a GenBank genome assembly. NCBI's taxonomy places the organism in Eukaryota, Viridiplantae, Streptophyta, Klebsormidiophyceae, Klebsormidiales, Klebsormidiaceae.